This is a messenger RNA of Carassius carassius (crucian carp), 1974 nucleotides long. RefSeq names its product lysophospholipid acyltransferase 7-like. The transcript has 10 exons. Gene Ontology annotation, molecular function: lysophospholipid acyltransferase activity. The coding region runs from base 183 to 1586 and encodes 467 amino acids. Gene Ontology annotation, biological process: lipid modification; phosphatidylinositol biosynthetic process. Gene Ontology annotation, cellular component: mitochondria-associated endoplasmic reticulum membrane contact site; membrane. Lineage: Eukaryota; Metazoa; Chordata; Actinopteri; Cypriniformes; Cyprinidae. The record is from RefSeq and is a predicted model, not a curated record.
ACAGAACACGCCAGUGCGCGGGCGAUUAAAGGAGACUGCAGGAUAUUUUAAUAUCCGCCAGAGUAUAUCGUCUUUGAUAGCACACCUCCAUUAAUCACUGCUCAAUUGUUUAGUUACCCACAUUCUUCAGAAUCUUCUUUUAUGUUCAACAGAAGAAAGAAAAAAAAAUUGAGGUUGGAAAGAUGUCACCAGAUGAAUUGGUCUACCUAGGCAUCCUUGCUGCAUCAAUACCUGUAGGAUUCCUCUUCCGCUACCUAAGUCCUCCAGUCAAGCAGGGGGCAGCAUUGCUGUUAGGUUUGAUCAUCUCCAUAACAACCUGUGGGCUUCACACUCUACAUUCUCUAUGUACAGUGUUAGGAACAUGGCUGAUUAUAAAAACCAACUGGCGAAGUGCCCCUGCUCUGUCUUUGGGUUGGACGUUUCUGUACCUCCUCUUUUUCCGUCUGGUCACCUGGUUUGGCCUCCCUCAGCCAACACCUUUUGCCAAUGCCAUUCAACUUCUGUUAACACUGAAGAUGGUCAGUUUAGCCAAUGAGAUUCAAAGUUAUCACUUGGAGAAGAAAAAAGAAGUGAGCGCCUUUACCAAAUCCCGAGUAGUGGGAGGACUUUCCCAUGAGCCUUCACUUUAUGACAUUAUAUCAUACAGCUACUGCUAUGUGGGCAUAAUGACAGGUCCCUUCUUCCGUUAUCAGACGUAUGCAGACUGGUUGCAUCAGUCUAAUUCUCUGUCAUUGCCCGGUAAAGAGCCCUGCCUGCAGAGGCUGAAGAUGGUGCCCGUUUAUGGAGCUCUUUUCAUAGCCGUCAACUCUGUCUUUCCCUUGUCCUAUGUCCGUACUGAUGAAUUCCUGGAGCACAACUAUUUUUACAGGCUUUUCUACAUGGUAGCAAUAUUCUUUGUAUUCCGGAUGCGUUUCUACUCUGCGUGGUGUGGGGCAGAGGCUGGCUGCAUCAGUGCAGGUCUAGGCUGUUACCCCCAUGGGGCGCUUUCCAAACCUGGAGGAGGGCCAACGGUGAAAUAUAGUCCUGAUCCAAACACAGCUGUGGAGUAUGACUUUAAAACGAUCCAGAACAUCGACUGUUAUAAUACAGAUUUCUGCGUAAAGGUUCGGCAUGGCAUGCGCUACUGGAACAUGACAGUGCAGUGGUGGCUUCACAACUACAUCUACCCCAAUACUCCUUUCAGAGCAUAUGCUCUCAGGGCUGGAUGGACUAUGUUAAUUAGUGCUUAUUGGCAUGGCCUCCAUGCUGGUUACUACCUCUCUUUUCUCACUAUCCCAUUGUGUAUAGCAGCAGAAUCAGCCAUGGAGGCAUCAGUCAGAGCCCGUCUAGGGCCGAUGGGCCAGAAUAUCUUUGACUGGAUCCACUGGUUCCUCAAGAUGAGGGCUUACGACUACAUGUGCAUGGGAUUUGUUCUCUUGAAGGCCAGCGACACCAUCAACUACUGGAGCUCCAUAUACUUCAUAAUUCACAUCAUUGCUGUUAUUUGUAUAGGAGUAGGACAAAUGAUGAAAGGAGGUAAAAAGAGAGAGAGAAGGGAACGAGGUGAAGGAGAGAAAGAGGAUGUGGUAAGAGAGAAGGCUGAGUGAAAUGAAUGUGUGACAUGCUGAUCGUGGUGAUAACCCGGAGAGUUCGUAUGUUUAUGCAAAACCAUUUCUCAACAUGAACUGUAAUAGCCAUCAACGGCCAUUAAAGGUACUGUAUUUUAAAAAAAACAAAACAAAAAAAAACACACAGACAGAAGAGUAAUAGAUAAUAGACCCGAGGACAAAAAUCUUUAUUUUAUUGGCAGUGAAAAUAGCUUUCAAAUCAUUUCCAUCAUUUUAAUGUUAUCUGUGGUUUUGUUACUUAUAUUGAAAAGUGCUUCUUUUGUGCAACUGUAUAUAUUUAUCCUGACCAGUUCAGUAUUGUUUAAAUUAUGAUCUUGUUGCUGUAAACAAUUUCUAAAGGAGGUUUGUAUUUUAAUAGUGGUUCUCU